Messenger RNA from Schistocerca nitens (vagrant locust), 1224 nucleotides. It is a transcript of the gene TTLL1B, whose product is annotated as polyglutamylase complex subunit TTLL1. The record is from RefSeq and is a predicted model, not a curated record. Gene Ontology annotation, cellular component: cilium. The annotation marks the transcript as partial. NCBI's taxonomy places the organism in Eukaryota, Metazoa, Arthropoda, Insecta, Orthoptera, Acrididae. The transcript is spliced from 10 exons. Gene Ontology annotation, biological process: protein polyglutamylation; microtubule cytoskeleton organization. Gene Ontology annotation, molecular function: tubulin-glutamic acid ligase activity; tubulin binding.
AUGCAGACUGUAAGCGAAGCAAGGUUGCUACAACCAUCCUCGGAGAAGCAGCGCGUGACCUUCUGCACGGACUUGGACAAGUCUGUGCUGGUCAGUAACUUCGAGAAGCGAGGCUGGCUCCAGGUGGGACCAGAUGACGACUGGAACUUCUAUUGGGCUGGAACGCAGACAUGUCGCAACCUAUUCAGUGUGGACAGUGGCUACAGGAUGAACGACAACCAGAUGAUCAACCACUUCCCGAACCACUACGAGCUGUCGCGGAAGGACCUGCUGGUGAAGAACAUCAAACGCUACCGCAAGCAGCUGGAGCGCGACAAGGAGCCGGUAGCCGAGCGCAGUGACGUCACGGGCCGCUACGUCUACCUCGACUUCGUGCCCGUCACCUUCGUGCUGCCCGCAGACUACAACAUGUUCGUGGAGGAGUAUCGCAAGAGCCCGCAGAGCACGUGGAUCAUGAAGCCGUGCGGCAAGUCGCAGGGCGCGGGCAUCUUCCUCAUCAACAAGCUGUCCAAGCUGAAGCGGUGGUCGCGCGAGAGCAAGAUGCCCUUCAACCCGGCGCUCGUCAAGGAGUCCUACGUCAUCUCUCGGUACAUCGACAACCCGCUGCUGAUCGGCGGCAAGAAGUUCGACCUCCGGCUGUACGUGCUGGUCACUUCGUUCCGGCCGCUCAAGGCGUACCUCUUCCGGCUGGGCUUCUGCCGCUUCUGCACCGUCAAGUACGACGCCAGCAUACAGGAGCUGGACAACAUGUACGUCCACCUCACCAACGUCUCCGUCCAGAAGCACGGAGGCGAGUACAACGGCAUCCACGGCGGCAAGUGGAGCGUGCAGAACCUGCGGCUCUACCUGGAGAGCACGCGCGGCAAGGCCGUCACGGAGCGCCUCUUCGACUCCGUGUCGUGGCUGAUCGUGCACUCGCUCAAGGCCGUCGCGCCCGUCAUGGCCAACGACCGCCACUGCUUCGAGUGCUACGGCUACGACAUCAUCAUCGACAACAAGCUCAAGCCCUGGCUGGUCGAGGUGAACGCGUCGCCGUCGCUGACCUCGACGACUGUCAACGACCGCAUCCUCAAGUACAAGCUCAUCGACAACAUCAUCUCGGUGGUGCUGCCCCCGGACGGCGUGCCAGACGUCCGGUGGAACAAGGUGCCGUCGCAGGAGGCCCUCGGGAACUUCGAGCUGCUGCUGGAUGAGGAGCUGGCCAGCGAAUUUGAAAGAGAGUAU